AUGGGCCAAGUAGAUGUUCUUGUACCUCGAGUUCAAAAUGGCUUCAAUCGUCUCUCUACCGUGGAGCAACUGGAAAGCAUCUCUUCAGUGACUGGUGGCGCAUUUGAUUUCAAAGGGGCCACGACUUCACUUACUGACAAGCCCAUGCCUUUCCCUAAAAUGGUGACUCUGGUGAGGCAUGGCCUUAGCUCUUGGAAUGAAGAAAGCAGGGUUCAGGUUUGCAUCUUCCUAACAUCUUCAGUUCAUUCCCUCAGAUUACAAUACAUUUCAGACUAUUAUUCAUAGAUAUUUUCACUGCCCUGUGGUGGGAAGAUGGCAUGUAAUAUUAUGCAAUUGUCAGCUUAGUUUGCAGGUCUGAUCAUUUUCCAUGCGCAGGGAAGCUCAAACCUGUCCGUCUUGACAGAAAUAGGUGUGGAACAAGCUGAAAGGUGUCGGAAUGCCCUGUCUAAUGUAUCCUUUGAUCAAUGCUUUGCGAGCCCAAUAUCACGUGCAAAGGUCCCAACCUUCUUGUCAAUAAAUUUGCUACCGUUAGAUCCAUAUUCUCUUUUCAGUCAUUCGUUUUUUGUAUGGAUCAACAUACCAAUCAUCUUGUCUGAAUCGGUGUCUGAUACAGUCAACUGCAGAAGUCAUGUGGCAUGGGAGGGAGAAGCCGCUGACCUUCCUCGAUUCGCUGAAAGAGGCGCACUUGUUCUUCUUGGAAGGCAUGACAAACGGUUUGUUUGCUACUCCUUUCGAACUUUCUCUCGUUUCUUCGUUUGGUUUGGGAUCACAUCCAUUGCUCAGCAUAACUAUUACCCAAAAAUUGGCAGCGGAUGCGAAGAAGGAAUACCCACAUUUGUAUAAUACUUGGAGAGAAGAUCCGUCUAAUUUCCAUGUCGAUGGGAUCUAUCCAAUCCGACGGCUAUGGGGAACAGCAAGGGAGGCUUGGAGGGAGAUUUUGGCCGCACCAGUGAGUUUGAUUAUUCUGCCAAUCGUACAAUUCUUUCCCCAAUGUACUCAAUGAAACAUCUUGCUCUUUCUCUUACAGGGAGAAAGCUUCUUGGUUGUUACCCACAAGUCAAUCCUGCGAGCUCUUAUUUGUACAGCCCUUGGUCUCGGCCCUGAGAGGUAAAUAUCUUGAUUACUAUGGUCCAUAAGUUACACAAAUGACCGUGGAGAAACUUCUUAUGGUUUAGAAAAAGUUUGAUAAGAAAGGGUACGUUUCCCCUCGAUUGACCAUCGAAAUUGUAGUCACAAACCAUGCAUGAUCAAAAGAGAUCUCCUAAAACUGCUGGUUUCUUCUUUCUCCGAUACAGAAAGUACUGAUGGGCAACAUCAGAGUUAUUCGUCCUGUUUUUGUUAAUGAAAUCCAGCCCAAGAACUUCACUCUCAUAUUCAUCUUAACUUCCUAAUUACGAAUCUCUAUUUUUCUAAUCAAGGUCCCUUUUUUAACAUCCCAUUUGAACUUUCAUCUGAAAUGGCAAUUCUGGAGAAGUUGAAACGCUCACUUUCAUCCCAAAAAAACCGAUAGUUCAUGGCUCUGAUGCUGCAGAUUCCGAGCAAUUGACGUGAACAAUGGUGGUAUCUCCGUCUUCAAUUUCAACAGGCGAGGGGAAGCUAUGCUCCAGUCCUUGAACAUGACAACUCACAUGUACAGCGAGCACGUGUACGAAUUGCAGUAG
Messenger RNA from Spirodela intermedia, 1661 nucleotides. The record is from the annotation of a GenBank genome assembly. Lineage: Eukaryota; Viridiplantae; Streptophyta; Magnoliopsida; Alismatales; Araceae.